This is a messenger RNA of Sitodiplosis mosellana (orange wheat blossom midge), 1409 nucleotides long. RefSeq names its product serine protease inhibitor 42Dd-like. The transcript is spliced from 5 exons. Gene Ontology annotation, molecular function: serine-type endopeptidase inhibitor activity. Bases 145 to 1332 code for a protein of 395 amino acids. NCBI's taxonomy places the organism in Eukaryota, Metazoa, Arthropoda, Insecta, Diptera, Cecidomyiidae. The record is from RefSeq and is a predicted model, not a curated record.
CAAUGCGUUUUCGUGGUAUAAAAGGAACUGAAAUCUGGAGUGACUAUCAUACGUGAUUUGUUGAAUCGAAGUUGCACUUGGAAAACGAAGCAAAAAUUGCGAAUAUUUUAUUUUUGGCGUAAACAACUUCGUUGACUUGAGAAAAUGAUGUUUCCAAUUAUUUUACUGUCGAUUGGUUUAUCAAUCGCAUCGGGAGCGCCCACAAAUGAACCGACCAAAGGAAUCCCCACUUUUGCAUUGAACUUUUACCAGAGCGUUAAAUCAACUCCGGGCAAUAUCAUCAUUUCUCCAUUAUCUGUAGCAAGCGCUCUAGCACUUCUUUCUCAAGCAAGUAAUGGUAAAACCUAUGAUCAAUUGGUAAAAGGAUUGAAUUUGAGCGAUGACAAAACAACCACGGCUAAUCAAUGCCACGAAUACUAUGAAAUGCUUCUAAGAAACGCUGGCAAUGCAGAACUAUCGAUUGCCAAUCAAAUCUACGUGAACCGCGGCUAUGAAAUCAAGCCGGAAUUCCGUGACGUUGCUACCACCAAAUUUAUGUCCGCUGUUGGCUCAUUAAACUUUGGAGAUUCGGUAUCGGCUGCAAAAAAAAUCAAUCACUUUGUGGAUGAGAAAACCAAAGGAAAAAUCAAGGACAUAAUUGCACCGAAUGCGAUUUCAUCAAAUACUCGCGCUAUGUUGGUCAAUGCCAUUUAUUUCAAAGGCCAAUGGGAAAAUCAAUUCAACAAAGCUCUCACCAAGCAAGAACCAUUUUUUACCACCUCAUCUGAAUCAGUUUUGGUUGAUUUCAUGCACAACAAAGGCCGAUUCAACUAUACAACUUUAAAUGAUUUGGACGCGACCGCGAUCGCAAUGAAGUAUGCCAACUCGAGUUUCUCAUUCGUUAUCGUUCUACCAAACAGUCGCACCGGUUUGUCGGCACUUGAAAGCAAAUUAAAGAAUUACGAUUUAUCCAGAAUCACCCACCAAAUGUGUACACGAAAAGUAAAAGUUACAAUUCCAAAAUUCAAAACCGAAUUCGAGAUUAAUUUGAAUGCAGCUCUGCAAAGGAUUGGCAUAACUGAGAUGUUCACAUCUUCAGCCGACUUGACAGGUCUCCUGGUUUCAGAUGAACCAUUACAGAUUUCGGAUGUGUUACACAAAGCUUUCAUCGAAGUCAAUGAAGAAGGUUCUGAAGCUGCAGGUGCUACAGUGAUUGAUGUUGGAGUAACAUCAAUUCAGACGAAAAAAACGCUAAAGUUCCGUGCAGAUCAUCCAUUCGUUUACUUUAUUCGGGAUGACAUUAAGAAUACCAUCCUGUUCAGCGGACGCAUUGUGGAAUUCAAUGGGCAAUAGAAGAAUAAAAUUGAGUCCAAAACUUUGAUCCAAUUAUGAAACGAAAUUUGCUAAUAAAAUCACAUAUUAACCCGAAA